GCCGGAAUGAGUCGCGUUAAGACUAUUAAUAGUGUUGUGAUCUACUGCCAAGUUCACUACAAACGCAGUCUUUACGAGGGAUUUCAUGACAUUAACCAUAUACAAAUCUGGAGAUCCGGUUACAACGAGUAAAGACUAUGCACGAACCUUCAUCGAGUUCUGAUCAGGACGAAAAGAAGGAAGUACGUGACUGGGCUAAGCACAAACAGAUAACCUGGAUUCUGUCCGGUCCAAAUCAAACUCGUUGUCGAACACCAGACGAUUACUUGUCUGCCUGAGGCUAUGCAUCAUCAAUUGCAUUAUUUGAUUUCAAAAUCGAACUUGAUCGAAUGAUCUUGAAUGACAAAGUGUCGAAAGCCUGGACUUUUCUUACAGUGCCUUCCUGUGCGAAGGAGCUGGGGGGAGGAAGCCCAAUGCAGAGAAUUAGCUGAUUGCAGUCAGGGCUCGAAGUCCAUCCGAAGUGGUCAUGGCGGCGUAGAGAGAGUGCGUCUUGAUCUGCGCCUAUACAGCCUGUCUUUGAGUUGCAAUUGCACGGCGGCUCAGUUUCCGAGAUUUGCUACCGAUACCACGCAAUUGCGACUUGCCCAGCUCCGCGAUUUUGAGUGUACAUACUCGUGCUACCAACUUAUACGCCGCGUUCAUUGGUCUCCGAUGCUUAAGGAGAUGUACAGCUAUUACAUCCACAAACCUGUUUGUCAGCUGAGUCUCAAGGACCCUUUAUGUGACCUCUCGUAUCUUCUACGUUUGAUUUAUCCUCUCCAUGAUAAGGAUCCGAACACAAAGCAACAAUUGUGAUAUGCACACAAAGCCUGCCAGGUUCAUCUAGCCGCUAUACACAACGAAUCGCACCUUUCAGACAAUUGCC
Aspergillus japonicus CBS 114.51 is the source of this 865-nucleotide messenger RNA. RefSeq lists its product as uncharacterized. NCBI's taxonomy places the organism in Eukaryota, Fungi, Ascomycota, Eurotiomycetes, Eurotiales, Aspergillaceae. The transcript is spliced from 2 exons. Bases 340 to 795 code for a protein of 151 amino acids. The record is from RefSeq and is a predicted model, not a curated record.